AUUUUCUAUGUACUUGUACUUAGAUACAGAAAAGGAUGUGAUUAACCAAUUUAUAAUAAGAGAAAAUCAUUCUGACCACACUGUAAUAAUCAUGCAGUGUUAAAACUAGUUGUUGACCAUCAAGCAAGCAGUGGAAAUAUCAAGACAUGUUCCAAGAAUAGCCACACACCUCGAUCUGUCACCUUUGUGUGAAAACCUAUCCCUGACGCUUGGGCAGCAGACACAUGGGGAGAUGAGGACUGUAGCCUCUCCCAUACAAAGGCAAGAGAUAACUCUGAUCUAGGAAGACACUCCAAAAUGUAUAGACCUUCGUACACAAGUCCAUUUUCUCUCACCUCGGACCUCGACAUGUGGGACACCAAAUCUCGCUUUACAGCUCAGACUUCGGCAUGGUGUGGUAUGGCUGCUGUCUCUGGUACAGGAUUUCUGUCCAACGUCAGCACAAGCACAUCUGGAAGCACUGGUGGCUUCAGACAGAACGACCCAGGUCUAAGGAAGUGGCAGUCAUUGUCCCAUCUGGCACCUGAGGGUGCUACAAGACCCUUUCGUCCAUCUCCGGGGGAUGAAUUAAGGGCUGCCCGAGGUGAAAGUAGCUUUAGACAAGCAGAAGGGGUGCAAUGGCUGCAGGGUGCUCACGAGCGUUUAGACACUCACCUCGACCGGCUGAGGGCCAGAAAUUCACAGCUGAGCUACAACAUAACUGCUGCACAACUGCUUGACAUGAAACAUAAGCAGCUGUCAGAAACAAUGGGCGCUCUUGAGCAGCAGAAGGAGGCAGUUGAAUUAUCCCAAUUUGAAAAGAGUCGGCAACGUGGAGAGCUUCAUGAAAAGGUCCUACAGCUGGAGAAGGACCUGAUGCAAAUGAGGUCUACUUUUGACAGAGGAAGCAAUGGUCAACCAACCGAAAGAAUGGCACCAAUGAGUCAAGAAGACUUUAACAGACAGGAGAGGCAGAAGGUUGACAGAGAGCUGUGUCAGCUGAGAGAGGCUCUGAGAGAUGCUGAGACGAGGGCAAAGACACAAGAAGAAGAACGAAACCAGGCACUCCAGAAACUCCAGUCUUCUGCAGAGACACAGAAGACGCUGUUGAAUCAAAUAGAGGAGAUGAAUCGAAGAAGACAGACUCACUCUGAAGUGCAAGAACAGCUGAGUGACGCUAACAACAAGAUCAGCCAAGCAUGCCUGGAAAAAGCCAUCUUGUCAACUCAAGUGCUGAAGCUGGAGGAUAAUAUUAAAGAACUGAAGGCCAAACUGACAGGAGCUCUGUCUGACAAAGAUCACCUGAUCCAGGAGAAAGCAGAUGUGCACCAGAGGGCCCAACAAGCUUCAGAGGGUUGUGAGUCCCACAACAAUAAACAGGAUCAUGACACUGUUGAUGAACUGAUGAAGGGAGAAUUAAAGGCUCUCAGAGAGGUAAAUCAAAAGCUGACAUGUGAGCUUGAAAUGACUGAGCAGAAAGUGAACACAUCACAGUCUCAGCUACAAGAGGUAACAGCAGAGAAGGUCUCUGACUCCAAACAGAUCACAGAUCUGAAGGCAGAACGAUCUCAGCUGAUCAGAGAAAAAGAGGAACUGUUGAGUAAAAUGAAUGAAGGUGGACAUGAGGAGUCAACAGAGAUUAAAGAAAAGUGCUUCCAGCUCAGGGAAUCUAUGGAAGUGGAAUUAGAGAAACAGAAACUGCAGGAUAGGUGUAUGUGUUUGGAGGCUGAAGUCCUUGAGAAGGAGGAGAAGCUACACCUGCAAGAGGAAGAGCAUCAGAAACAAGAUGCAGUGAGAGUCCAGAGCGUCGAGGAACUAAAAGCUGUGGCCUCACACUGGGCGGGUAAAUGGCAAAAGGUGGCUUUGACCCUGCAGUCCACGCAGGAGGAACUAGAGGAGCUAAAAAAGAACAACUCCAGAAAUGAACUCCAAGCGGAGGAUGCACAUCUGGCAACUGAGAUUGAAAGACUUCAGAGAGAGGGCCAGAAAGACAAAGAAGAAAUUGAGAAUCUGCGGCAGCACAAAGCUGCUAUGGAGACGGUGCUGGCCAGAGCCAAGAAGGAAUCAGACUCACUGCUCAGGGUUGAGCUUGAUGCAUGCAAACAAGAGCUGGAGCUGGAGAGGAGCAGGAGUCAGGCUCUGCUUCAUAGAUAUAAAGAUAAAGGUGGUGAGGCCUCGGUACAGACUGAGGACGCAGAGACACAGACAGACUUAUCAGAAUCCUCUUUGUUAUGGGAGACGCCACCAGACGCCCACAGCAGCCACAACAAAGCCCCUCAGGCCUCUGGAGAUGCUCAAGAUGAUGGAGGCCAAGCAAAUGUCUCAACCACUAACUCACUGAGGGUCCAGCUGGAAGAGAGCAGGAGGAGGACGAACCAGCUGCAGCAGGAGGAAACACUGGCGGUCCAGAAGCUUCAAACACUGAGGCAGCUUUACCCGGGUAAAGAUGAGAAACCAUCUGUUGAAGGCAGGACGGAUAAAACUGUUAAUCCAGAGACGGACCAGCAGAGGAGGAUGGUCACUGAACAGUUAAAGAAUCUGUUUAAGGAGCGAGAAGGAAAGGAGGUGGGAAAGGUUGACAACAGAUCAUCAACAGGUCAGACUGGAGCCUCAUCACCACAAGACUGGUCCCAAACACCUAAAGUUGUGAGGAAUUCAAUGGACAGGAGGAGCUGGCAGCAGGGCUCUGGUUUGAUGCCAGUGGUUGAGGAGGAUGAGGAGGAGAGUGACGGGUCAGGAGAGGAGGAAGUAGAGCCAUUAGAGGAGGACCAUGAUGAGGAAAACUUCCACAACCAAAGCCAACAGAUGUCAACUAUGAGCGCAGAAAUCCACAAUCUGAAGGCACAAAAUGAGAAUCGGCUUCAAGCCACACUAAGGCAGCCGAUCCAGGACGGCCCUCCUACUGCGAAGAAACUAUCAGACAAGUCCUCUCACUGUUCAGAUGAGCAGAAGAGGCCACCUCUCCUCUAUCCUGAUGGGAUAUUCCUGGCUGAGCUUGUAGAUAUGUGUAGCCCUGAUGAAGAUGAUGAAGACGAGGGAGAGGACAAAUGAGGUGUUUUGUUUCCUGCAUUGGGCAGAACUUGCUAUAUACAACUCUAUACAUAGACCAGUCAUUACAGGGUGCCGUACCAGCAAACUUUGUGCCUUACAGCUUUUAUUUUUUUCAUUUCUAUCAACUGAAAUGUAAGAACUAAUUCACAGAUUCUGCUAAAGUGAUACUUGGUUGAUGCUUUUACCUCGUACAAUAGUGUUAAUAAAAGUCUCCAAAGUACUUCAGGCAAAAGUGUGUUUUAUUUAUAUGACAUGAUCGUUCUUCACAUCAUUUUGACAUUCAGAAAAUCCUACAGCCAACAAGAUAUUUCAAACCUAUCUCAAAAGAACAGUGACAUUACAGAUGAGAGAAUAUACAAUACGUUUGUGUGUAUCACGUGUAUUUAAGUUACAAGGACUGAAUACUAGAAUAACAGGAUUUCUAGUUAAAUAUCAGUUAAAUUACCUUC
Molecule: messenger RNA, 3479 nt
Organism: Sebastes umbrosus (honeycomb rockfish)
Lineage: Eukaryota; Metazoa; Chordata; Actinopteri; Perciformes; Sebastidae
Product: golgin subfamily A member 6-like protein 22
Exons: 23
Coding region: 298-3030 (910 amino acids)
Source: RefSeq, a predicted model, not a curated record